Molecule: messenger RNA, 2558 nt
Organism: Pocillopora verrucosa
Lineage: Eukaryota; Metazoa; Cnidaria; Anthozoa; Scleractinia; Pocilloporidae
Product: RCC1 and BTB domain-containing protein 1
Molecular function (GO): protein binding
Source: RefSeq, a predicted model, not a curated record
GAUGAAUAUUACACAGAAAUUUUAAUCUCACUGUUUCACCAGGAGGAUUUCUGCCGGUUUUAAUUCAGCAUGUUUCCUUUUUAAUGAUACAAAUAUAGAAAUUUCGAUCAAAUAAUACAGAUCACAAUGCAAGAACUAGAGAGGUGGCCUAUUUUCAGUCUCCUGAAUGAAGAGUUUUUGGUAGCUGUAAGAAUAGCGUGUGUUUUUGGAAACUCAGGAAAUGAAGCGAUUGUUGUCACGAAAGACGAUGAUGUGUUCGCGCUAGGAUCAAAUGGAAGCAGUUGUCUUGGAGUUGGAGAUGCUCAGAGUUGUCUUCAUCCCAGGAAAGUAGAAGCCUUGUGUAAAAAGAAUGUGAUGUCCCUGGCAUAUGGCAGUGGUCCUCACGUCCUUGCAGUGACAGAAGCAGGUGAAGUAUUUACCUGGGGUCAUAAUGGCUACAGUCAACUUGGAAAUGGAAACACAAACCAAGGUUUAAUCCCAUCACCUGUCACUUCUGGACUACAUACGAAAAAAGUUUUUCAAGUGGCCUGUGGUAGUCAUCACUCUCUUGCACUUACUGUAGAAGGAGAGGUGUUUGCCUGGGGAUACAAUAACUGUGGACAGAUAGGUACUGGAAACACAAACAAUCAGACUGUACCCAGAAAAAUAAAUUCAGCAAUGAUAGGGACAAAAAAGAUAAUUGUAAUUGCUUGUGGUCAGACAUCUUCUAUGGCUUUGUCAGAUGCUGGAGAGCUGUUUGCUUGGGGUUACAAUGGCAAUGGUCAGUUAGGAGUUGGUAACAAUGCUAAUCAGUUGACACCAUGCAAAGUUAUUGGACUUGUUGGAACAAUCACAACACAAAUUGUAUGUGGUUAUGCCCACUCACUGGCUCUAUCAGAUGCUGGAUGUCUGUAUGCCUGGGGGGCUAACUCCUAUGGACAGCUUGGAACAGGGAACAAGGCACACUUAGUCACACCAACCAAGAUAGGGUUGGAUAAAGGAAGGUUUGUUGAAGUUGCUGCUUGUCAUUACAGUCACUUAUCAGCUGCUAUGACAGCCACAGGAAAGGUCUUUAUGUGGGGUCAGUGUCGAGGGCAGGCUGUCACAAGUCCUAUGGAAACAAAGUUUACCAGAGUUGACACCACCUUUGCAUGUUUUGCCUCCCCACAGUCGAUGGCAAGACCUCUUAUUGUUGACCAGGUUCAGGAAAAGAGAGUUGAACAGAGUGUUAGAGAUGCAUUUAAUGAUCAGGAAACAAGCGAUCUAACGUUUAUGAUUGACGGCAAACCGGUUUAUGUGCACAAGUCCCUGCUCAAAAUAAGGUGUGAACACUUUCGGAGCAUGUUCCAGGCGCACUGGGAUGAAGAUGAAAAAAGCGUGAUAGAAAUCACACAAUUCAGCUAUCCUGUGUAUUACGCUUUCUUGGAGUAUCUCUACACUGAUCAGGUUCAUCUGCUGCCUGAAGAUGCCAUCGGUCUCUUGGACUUGGCGAAUUCAUAUUGCGAGACACAGUUAAAACAUCAGUGCGAACGGAUUAUCAAACAAGGAAUUACCGUUGAAAAUGCUGCCAUGUUACUUGCAGCAGCCAUUAAAUACGAGGCCUCGGAUCUUGAGGAAUUUUGCUUCAAGUUUUGUAUCAAUCACUUGACAGCUGUCACCCAGACUAAAGCCUUUAAUCAUCUUGAUGAGGGAACUGUCAAAGAAUUUAUUAAGAAAGCCGGCAAGUAUGGUGCUUUUAAGUAUUGACACGAAUCUUGUGAAUGAAAAGAAAGAUCCAUUGCUUCCCUGUUGAUUAUAGUUGAUGGAGGUUGGAGACAUCGGCCAGCGCGUAUAAUGUAAAGGGGUUACAUUCAGGAGACCCAGUGUUUAUUCAGCAGGCAGCUGUCAUCACUAACGUUGCGGCACAAACUUUUCCUUCGCGCGUGAGAAAGUCAAAAGCUUGGGGCAAAGCGAUUCGGCGAGAGAUCUGCGAGGGAUGAAGCCCCACUGUUAGUGCCAGACCCCUCGCAGUUUCGCUUUGUCCAAGGCCACAAACUUUCUUGAGGUCACAGAGACGAUCGUGCUUCAGCGCUGAUAAAAGCCUGUCUGCACGCUACUCUGUUUCUUCUUCGCACCCACUGUAAGCUUUUUUUGUUGAAAAUUACAGUUGCAUUUCGUUAAAAAAAAAUUAAAUACGGUUUCUGGAUUUCUUCUUCGGAAUUAUUUUUUUCCACUUUUCCAUACUUAGGCUAACCUUUGAAUAGUGAUAAUCGAAAAAUUCCGUCGAGGGGCCGGUGGCCUCGUUACUUUCAACACAGUCUGUGGUCAUUCCUUUACCAGACGCGAUCUUAUCAUUAAACUUUAUCAAUAUUUUCUUGAGGAAACAUUCAGAACUAAGCUUUGUAUGAUAUGUAUCAUAACGUGGAAUGUUUUAUUUAAGAAAAGAAUGAUCUACGAUUUAAGAAAACAGCAUUCGAUGUAUAAUUUCAACGUGUUUAGGGUGCCUGGAUGCGUCAAUAAUUUACUUAUUUAUUAGUAUUUGAAAAUAAUAUAUACAUAUGGAAAGUAACUACAUUAAAGUUCACAUGCGAGAUAGUGAA